Messenger RNA from Pocillopora verrucosa, 3324 nucleotides. NCBI's taxonomy places the organism in Eukaryota, Metazoa, Cnidaria, Anthozoa, Scleractinia, Pocilloporidae. The record is from RefSeq and is a predicted model, not a curated record.
UCAGGACAAUUUGCAGCCUGACCCCUCCCCCUGGACCGAGAGGAUGGGAUAAUUUACCAAACCGCUCAGACCACACUCUGGUGGCAGAUUUAGUUCGAAUAAAAUAUUAUCGAAAUGAGAUUUAUGGUCACCGUCCCACUAUGGAAAUAGCUGACAUCGAUUUUACUCGUCUCUGGGAGGAAAUUAGAGAGGCUCUGUUAAGAAUUGCGACAAAUGUUAGUCCUUCAAAGAGAGAUAUGUGGAAGAAGUCCAUUGAUGAUCUUCUUCGUAAUCCUUUGACGCCAGAUGAUGAAAGAUGCAUUGAAGAGCUAGAGACUUGGUAUAAGGGAGACGUUGAAGAUGAAUUGGAAAAGCUUAGAGAGGAGCUUAGAGAGGAGCUGAUAGAGGAAGUGAGGUCUGAACAACCCGUGGUCGUAGCUGAAGACUGCAAAGGUGCCGCAGCUUCCAAAAUCGUAACCAGUAAUGGAGCAUCACUGAGUGUAAAAGGCGUUACCUUGAUAUUUCCUCCUGGAGCUGUGAAAGAUCCUGUCACCAUCCAACUUACUUUGGAUGAACCUUACAAAUACUGCUACCGUUUAAUAGCUCGUUGUGGUCUCCAUAACGAUGUGAUAUUUGUUGCUCCCAUUGUCAACUGUCAACCUAAUGGCCAGAAAUUCGAAAACUAUAUCACUGUGAAGGUCACAUUGAACGAUAAAAGAGUGAAGUCACACGGUGAUCUCCUCGUCUUACAUGGAACUCGGAACAGUCAAAGCCAAAAGCCAAAUUGGGAGGAUAUCACUGAUGAGACCAAAUUUGAUUUUGAAACGAAGGAACUAAAAGUUAAGAUCAAUCAUUUUUCAGUGAUUGCUGUUCUGGCGAGGUUAUAUACGCAUUCUUGGGUAUGCACCAAAGAAUUUGUGACCCGGCUGACCUCCAUGUCCUUCAACUACGAGUUGUCUGUCCUCCUCAAAAGUAAUCAGCAACAAUGCCCCUCUGACGAGCUUGCCCUCGUGUUCAUGAGCCAAGACACGUACCAGGAGGAGUAUUACAGAGAUCAUGAUGAUUGUGCCCUGAUGCGGCUUAAAAAAGAUGGAUUUGAAGAACUUCCUAUUGACUGUAGAAAUUUACAGGAAAAUAACUGCAUUUGCAACAAGGAAACGUUAAAGAUCUCAAUUCAACUCGGGGAGGAUUACAAACUGGCAAAUAACCAGCAAAAUUGCUUUGAAGUUGUGGUGGACUCUGCUGCCUGGUGGAAAGCUGGACAUGUGAUCAAAUUACCUUUACAAGCUUCUGACGCGAAUUCCAAAAUUUUUUGUGGAAAGAUUCGUGUGGAAGGCAAGUGUGGGCACGAUCGCGAAAGCAAGUUUUGCCAGCAAGAUCUGUGUGGCUAUGUGAGACACGUUCUUGCUGUGAAGAGGGCAAUUUUCGACGUGAAAUCCGUAGCUCAAAAGCUCGAAUUACCCGUUGAAACUCAGCACCAAGUUGUUGCUUGUUGGCAAGGAGAGAAAGAACAACUGGAACUUGCAAUACGACACUGGAAGGAAAAGCAUGGGUAUGCAGCAAAUCCGAACAAUCUAAAAAAAGCCCUUGAGGAGCUAGAACCUGAAGAAUAUAAGGUGAAAGAGAGAGGGCAAUUGCAUAUUGAACUCUUGAGAGACCUGGCAAUCAAAAUCACACAAUUAAGACACAAGGAUUCUGACCAAAUGAAAUCUUUUGCUAACGAAGUUAAGAAGCUUUGCAAGUCAGUUUUGAUAGACUGCUGUAUUGAGAGCGCAACCUCCAAAGGAGAAAUGGAAUCAGCGAUUCUAAUGAGGAAUUUUGUCUCUGUUCUUGUGAUGAAAAAGCGACUACCCGAUAGUAUUGCAAAGACGUGCACAAAUAUGUUCUCAUCUCAAGAGGAUGAGUUCAUUACAACCAGUUUCCUACGCAUUGUUUCGGAGCUCAUCCAAGCCAUUAAAGAAAUCUUCCGAGAGGAAAAAAUUCAACGAACACCGAGUGGAUUAAGAGGAGUAACGGAGGAAGCAACUCUCCAAAAAAUUACUUCAGGCAUUCAAGGUGCUGCUCAUGAUAAGAAUAUUUUCAAACUUCUGAGUGAGGUGUGCGACAUUCUCGAGAUUCUGUGUCGAAACAACAACUACGAUGACCGACAAGAAGAAUCGCAGAUACAAAGAUGGGUUCAUGGUGUUAUGAUGGGUGACAUGUUGGAUUUUCUGGAAAGGUUCUUUCAAAGCACUGAAGCACGUAGAUUAUACAAAAGAUUAGAGUUGUUUUCCGUCUCUAUUAAAGACAUCAUGUUAAACAAUACAGAUUAUGAGGGAAGCCUCCUAUGUGGUUUCCAUAAUGUUGCAGUAAGUUUGCUGAAGUUCGCCAAGUUUGAUCCAUCACACCUUGUGCAAUUUGAACUAAAGGACCCAACUAACUCGAUCAACAACCAAACAAGAGAUGACAUAAAGUACGAUAUGUCGAAAGAAACAUUUUCUCAGCUCUUUUGGAUGAUCAAAGAGAGCGAGGAAAUAUUGCAACUUGAGGCCACUGCUCAUGUUCACAUUGGAGGACAUCUUCUUACAAUUGGAGCAUUUGAAGCAGUGAUCGUCCUUCCUGAGUCAAGUGGUGAGGUUGUUGAAAAUGCUCCCAUUACUUCUUUUCCAGUCUCAUUCAAAAGUGAAACUGACGGAGACUCAGGCAACCUUCAAGUUACUCUAUACUCUAGGCAGAAAGACGACAUAAGCAAGGCUCUGGAAUAUCUGGCGAAUGCAUUAAGUGGACAUUUGAUCUUCUCAGAACAAACAGAAAUUAAGGAAACCAGCCUCAAACUUGUGAACGUCGCUAGAGCAGGGACAGACGUAAGACUACGUUUGAUUCACAGAUGGGGAUCAGGGACCAUAGAAGUUGAAAGCAAUAGUUUUGAGCCUCAGCCGCUUGGAUAUUCAUCUCCCGAAUCUCAACAAAAUUUGGAAAUAACAGAUGAGUCUGAUCAACCAGCGGUGAGGGAAUCGUCACUUUUAUCAGGAACAAGCGAAUGCUUUGCGGAUAACCACAACAGUGGCAGCAACUUCAUGACUGGCUCAUCAAGUGCUGAACUGAUGCCUUUCUCGCCGUCGACAACAAUGCCAACGGUAAUAAACGUUAAUAACUAUUUUAAUCACACCUUCAACAUGGAGGGUCACGUUUGUGUGGCUGGAGACAACCCAAGUCUAAACGUUCAAGCACCUUCAUCUGCAGUACAGCGUUUUCUAGAGGCUGGACCGGGUGCUGCCACAAACAGAAGUAUAACUGAAAGGGCUAAUGAAGACUCAUGAAGUGAAUCGAUAGCCUUGGAAAGAAAUAUAUUGCUGAGUUCUGAUA